Cucumis melo (muskmelon) is the source of this 2019-nucleotide messenger RNA. RefSeq lists its product as uncharacterized. The transcript is spliced from 18 exons. The record is from RefSeq and is a predicted model, not a curated record. NCBI's taxonomy places the organism in Eukaryota, Viridiplantae, Streptophyta, Magnoliopsida, Cucurbitales, Cucurbitaceae. Gene Ontology annotation, molecular function: S-adenosylmethionine-dependent methyltransferase activity. The coding region runs from base 127 to 1611 and encodes 494 amino acids.
UUACGUAUAAAUAAGAAUAACAAAUGGCCGUCCCGUGAGCUGUCUUCCUGUCGCUCAUCCGUUUAGGUCUCCGCUGGGUCGCCAUUUGACUCUCUCACACACACCAGCACUGAACUAUCUUUGGCGAUGAACAUUUCAGGACCAAGAGAAGAUGAAGAUGAAGAACAAACUCGUCAGAGGAAGCUUGAAGAAGCCCUCGAAGUCAAAUCGCUCCGGCGGAUUGUCAGUGCAUACCUCAACUAUCCAGAGGCUUCAGAAGAAGACGUGAAAAGAUAUGAAAGAUCGUUCAGUAAGCUUCCUCCCGCUCAUAAGGCUCUAUUAUCACACUUUCCCUUGAAGUUUGAGAGACUAAGAAGGUGUAUUUCCACGAAUUCAUAUUUCAUCUUUAACAUGCUUCAGGCGUUUGAACCUCCACUUGAUAUGAGCCAAGACACUGAUUGUUGUGAUGGUUCAUAUCCUGAUCAUGCCCAUGAUGAUCAAUUUUGUUGUAGAGGAGAAAAAGAUGCCAAUGAGAAUUUAUGUUCUCGGGAGAGCAAUGUAUGUUCUGGUGAGCCAACCUCAACAAGUGGAAGAAUGUGUUCUUUAGAAUCCAAACAAAUCUGCUGUCCUGAAGGUGCAAGUGACUUGACCAAGGCAUCAACUAUCAACCAGGAAGUCGAAAAUGGUGUUAACCAUGAUCAACAUUUGGAAGAGAAGGAAGUCACAGAUAAACACAGUGGACACUGUGCUUCUGAUUGCAAUGGAAAUGACUGUUCAUCAUCUCAUGAAUGGCUGGACCCAUCUCUACAGUUGAAUGUUCCAUUGGUUGAUGUGGAUAAGGUGCGUUGUAUUAUAAGGAACAUAGUCAGGGAUUGGGCUGAAGAGGGUCAAAAAGAGCGUGACCAGUGCUAUAAGCCUAUCCUUGAAGAACUUCAUUCCCUUUUUCCAGAUCGAAAAAAAGAGAGUCCACCUGCUUGUUUAGUCCCUGGAGCUGGACUUGGACGACUGGCUCUAGAGAUUUCAUGUUUAGGUUUUAUAAGUCAGGGGAACGAGUUUUCAUACUACAUGAUGAUAUGCUCAAGUUUUAUUCUUAAUCAUACCCAGAAGGUUGGUGAAUGGACAAUAUAUCCCUGGAUCCACAGCAAUAGCAACUCACUUUCAGAUAGUGAUCAACUUCGUCCUGUUUCAAUACCAGAUAUCCAUCCCGCAAGCGCAGGGAUUACUGAAGGUUUCUCAAUGUGUGGUGGCGAUUUUGUUGAAGUAUACAGCGAUCCAAGCCAAGUAGGACUAUGGGAUGCAGUUGUGACUUGUUUUUUCAUCGAUACUGCUCAUAAUAUUAUUGAAUAUAUAGAGGUCAUAUCCAGAAUUUUGAAAGAUGGAGGAGUGUGGAUAAAUCUAGGGCCUCUGCUAUACCAUUUCGCAGACAUGUAUGGUCAAGAAGAUGAAAUGUCCAUUGAACCAAGUCUAGAAGAUGUGAAGAAAAUUAUAUUGCAUUACGGCUUUGUGUUUGAGAAGGAAAGGACAGUUGAGACGACAUACACAACAAAUCCUAGAUCAAUGAUGCAAAAUCGAUAUUAUGCUGCAUUCUGGACUAUGAGAAAAAAAUCAGCUACAGAGGGUAUGACACAUUAAUUCACUCCCACAGUACGAGUUCCUACAUUUCUUAUUAUUUGUUUUUCUUUUUGUCCGAAAAUUUUCUUAGCACAGAUAUUCUUUUUCUUUUCUUUCUUUCUUCUGAUUCUUCUUCUUCUUCUUUUUUUUUUUUUUUUUUUUUUUUAAUUUUUACUUUUUAGUUUUAUUUUUUUCUGAGUGACAUUCAAUUUCUAUCAUUCAAGUAACAAAUUAUAUUUGCAUGGAGAGUUCUUAAAUUUUGGGAAGUCCUUAUGAGUUGAUUGUAAGAUUCUUUCCAGUGGGUGCAUCUUGAAAAUAUCGAAUUUUAACUGUUCUCAGUACAUGUGAUGUUUUGAUGCUGAACCCUUCUGUACUUAGAAGUUAUGUUGUUGGAUCCCUUCACACAGAUCUACUUUAGUGACAUUGCUA